AUGUGGCUCCCUUAUUUUUUGGCCGUCUUUGUCUUGAUAAGCCAGCUCAUUAGUAACCCGUACGCUACCAUCGAUGACUCCAUGGCACUGCUUUGGCUUCCUGGUCAAAUUGAGGGCAACUUCUUGGCGGAUGUGGAGAAAUUUCGAGACGAGAACCCCAUAUCAUCAUUUGCUGGCUAUAUCCAACUUCAAGCUCGUUAUAGGAACCUGCAUGAAGCAGCAAUUUGCUAUUUCGAGGGCCGAUUACACACUCUGCGAGAUCGCCAGUUUGAGAAUCGUGACAGACAGCUACGUAUCCUUGUGAAUCAAGUAAUCGAUCAUAUUCUGCGCCACGAAUCCAUGUCUCGGAAUGAUCUGAAGGAAUGGUGCCAAGUACUCACCAAAACAAUGCAGAACCAUCGCGGAUACAUUACCGUUCCUGUUGCAAUCCUCUAUGCCUUUCACACUCUCCGUCUGAAAAAUUAUGAGGAUGAGGAACUCACGCGGGAAAUCGAACAGAUCACGAAGCGCAUGAUGAAAUUUUUGAGGAAAGAAAAAUGUGCAAUACCCAUAUGGGUCAGGGAGCUCCUCCACGCCAAUUGGGGCCUCGAUUACGAUUUUCGCAUAUGGGGAAUGGAAGAGUUGCUGUUCUCUGAACCAAGGUUGAAAGAUCUAGCAAUGGCAAUGCACAAUAACGACAACGAUUAUAUUGUCAGGAAUCUGGAUGAUAUCUUUAACAACAUCUUUUCGCCUCCACCACCGAAAAACCUAUCUGCUCAAACAAGAGUAGCCUCAAUUGCUGCACUCUUUCAUUUGCUGAGGGGAAAUUAUCGAAUGCAGGCCACUCGACUCAUGGAAUCAUUGAGUUCAGACCACCAGCACUUUUUCUUAUUUGAUCAUGAACUUCAGCUAGUCAACAAGGUGUUGCUUGACCACCACAUGGAACACUCUUCCAUUGUCCAGAUGUAA
Messenger RNA from Puccinia triticina, 948 nucleotides. RefSeq lists its product as uncharacterized. Lineage: Eukaryota; Fungi; Basidiomycota; Pucciniomycetes; Pucciniales; Pucciniaceae. The coding region runs from base 1 to 948 and encodes 315 amino acids. The record is from RefSeq and is a predicted model, not a curated record. The transcript has 4 exons.